AUGCAAUCCGGACGAGUGGUGACGUAUGGGUCGAGACAAUUAAAAACUCACGAGCAAAACUAUCCUACCCAUGACUUAGAACUCGCGGCCAUCGUUCUUGCUUUGAAGAGUUGGCAUCACUAUCUUUACGGUGAAAAAUUUGAAGUCUUUUCCGAUCAUAAGAGCCCAAAGUACCUCUUCUCCCAAAAAGAGCUUAACUUACGUCAACGUCAUUGGAUGGAACACUUAGAAGAUUAUGACUUCGAAUUGCAUUAUCAUCCGGGUAAGGCAAACGUUGUGGCGAACGUGUUGAGUAGAAACCCCACACACUUAGCGAGCCUAGCCAUACGUGGGUGGAAGAUGGUGAACGAUUUAGGUCAUUAUGCUUUGCAUUUUGAGGAAAUUCAAGAGGGGUUACAUUGUGCACUCUCACCGUCCAAUCGGCCUUAUUGGUGCAAAGGCAGCUGUCCUAUUAUGUUAUUAUGGUUCUAUUGUAGAGGGGUUGUUGGUCUAUCCUUUGCUUGCUGGAUCAGGGCCUUAGCUUCUCUUCCAAUGGUGAUCUCUGUGUUAGCUGGUUGUGAUGCAAAUGAUGCAUUGAUUACAAGUUCUGGCUGUCACGUUUUGUGGCUGACUGUUACUGCUACAGCUACAGCUACUGUUGGUACUGUUGCUGCUAUGUUAUGCAGCCGUUGCUGUUCUACUUUUUAUGUAAUGAAUGAUAUUCUCAAACCAUUAUGGUGUAUCCUGAAGUUGCAACUGCUGUGUCCUACAGUGGUUGUUUCGUCACUAUUGUUCUCUCCUUUUAGAGUACCACUUGUUUUGUACCUACCUAAGGGGGGUGGUCCUUUGGGAUGUUUAAGCCUUACUAGGGGACUUGUCCCUGGAUUACUCUUCAUUCCCUACUUUACUCUCAGCCUCUUGUGUGCAGUCCAACAGAUUGCUGCCCAACAGGAGAUUAUUCGACUUCAUGGGAUUCCCGUAUCUAUCAUGUUUGACCGAGAUCCGAGGUUUACCGCGCAUUUUUGGCAAAGUUUGCAGGCCACUUUGGGCACGAACCUCUUGUUUAGCACUGCCUAUCACCCACAAACCGAUGGUCAGUUCAAGAACGAUUCAGAUUUUGGAAGAUAUGCUUCGGACUUGCGUUAUGGAUUUCUGGGGUAG
Molecule: messenger RNA, 1140 nt
Organism: Rhododendron vialii
Lineage: Eukaryota; Viridiplantae; Streptophyta; Magnoliopsida; Ericales; Ericaceae
Exons: 5
Coding region: 1-1140 (379 amino acids)
Molecular function (GO): nucleic acid binding
Source: RefSeq, a predicted model, not a curated record